Molecule: messenger RNA, 1468 nt
Organism: Ipomoea triloba (trilobed morning glory)
Lineage: Eukaryota; Viridiplantae; Streptophyta; Magnoliopsida; Solanales; Convolvulaceae
Exons: 3
Coding region: 125-1468 (447 amino acids)
Molecular function (GO): protein binding
Source: RefSeq, a predicted model, not a curated record
UAACAAUUGCAACUCUACAGUUUGAGGCGGUGAAGCCGUUUUGAUCGGUAGGUGAGUGAAUGAAAAUCUGAGAAAGAUCAGAGUUUUAUCGUCUCUUUCAUAUCACACAGAUCGAACGCUGAAGAUGGAAUUCUCAGAUCCUAAAUCCGAUUUGUUAGUUGAAAUCCUGGCUCGGCUCCCUAGCAGCAAAGCAGCUAUCCGAUUGAAAUUGGUUUGCAAGAGCUGGUGUUCUCUUAUCUCUUCUCACUAUUUUAUUACUGUUUUCAAUCACCGCCGCCAUGACCCAAUUCAUCGCUCAUCCUCAUCGCCUGGCUGCUUUAUAUUCCAAUCUGCAAUUGACCGCUGUUUGUCGAUGGUUCGCUGGGGAUACCAUGAUGCCGUAGGCGACUUCCACAGGCCCGAUUUCAGUUUCCUUCCCUGUCCUCAAAGCAGCAUUAGAUUGAAUGCUUCGUGUGGUGAUUUAAUUCUAUGCUCGACCCGGAAUUCGACCUCCCACCUGUUCCAACCCGUAUUCUAUUAUGUCUGUAAUAUGCUAACCAAGCAGUGGGCUGCUCUUCCUCCUGCCCCCCAAUUGCAAUUAGAACGCACAACAUAUGUCACAUUUUCCACUGGCUUCCUUUUCGUUCCCGCGCCCUGUUCCCUUUGCAGCCCCCAAUGUGUUGUAGGUCACAAUAAUAAUAAUUUUAUGGUGGUUCGAAUUUGUGUUGAUCCAGUUACCUCAAUCCGACCAACGUCCAAAUUAACAGUUCAACUCUUCUCGUCUGAGGAAGGUGAAUGGAGAAGUGUUGUGGUUUCAUCACCACGGGCCGUAAGCUUUCGGGUCCGUUCUUCUGCAACUCUUGUCUCCUAUAAAGGGAUGCUACAUUGGCUGGUGUCUGGGUUUGUUCUCGUGUAUGAUCCCUAUAAUUGUCUUGAAAAAUUUUGCCGUGUAAUUGAUACCCCAACUGAUAUAAUAGAUGGGGUCGUGGAGCACCGCUUCCAAACCAUUGGACUAUUUCGAGAUCGUCUUCAUGUAACACAAGUUUCCUCUUCCUUAUUUUGUAUAUGGGAGUUGGAGGACUACAACAUGGGGAAGUGGAGUUUGGUGCACAAGAUUUCCUGUACAGCAAGUCCCCGGCUCAGGGUCUUCCCAGUCCGGGAUGAACCUAAUCAUCUUCCUCAUCUUGAUCCUAUAGUUAAUCUUCAUCCUAAAAUUAGAGAGACAGGGUUUUUCUACAAUGAUGGAAGUGCUUUUUAUUGGACCAAUUCUGGGUGGUCGGUUGCUAAUGGGAUUGUCCAUUGGAUUACUGAUCAGGGGUGGCCAACACCCGUACCAUCACUAACUGCCGGCACAAUUCAAAAUAAUGCGGAUAAUGAAAAUGCUAUUGGGAUUCAUAGCAAAAAGGUGAAAGACGGAGAUAUAUACUCUAUCUGUCUCAUUUUAUCAGUCCUACCUAGUAUUUAUUGGUUUCUGCUCUUCCCUGGGUAA